AAAUCAAGCCUAAAAUUCACUUCAAAUAACCUUUAGCCUUCACAACUUCUUUUCCUCUUAUUAAAAGCUAUAAACUACUCAUUAAUUCUUGAAGUUGUUUCAAAUGGAUAUGGUGAUGAAGUUGGGAGCAACAAACGCGGUGGUGAUUUUCACCAAGAGUAGUUGUUGCAUUUCUCACAGCAUCGAAACCCUAAUUCGUAGUUUUGGAGCAAACCCUACAAUUUACGAGCUCGAUACACAUCCAAAUGGGAAGCAAAUGGAGAAGGCAUUGAUUGAAUUAGGGUGUCAGCCAAGUGCAUUGAUGGAACUAGGGUGUCAUCCAAGUGUGCCAGCAAUAUUUAUAGGGAAAGAGUUAGUUGGUGGAGCAAAUGAGAUAAUGAGCCUUAAUGUGAGGGGAAAACUUAAACAAUUGCUUAUUAGGGCUAAUGCCAUUUGGGUGUAAAAAUUGAUUAAUAAUGACUAGCUAUGUAUAUAGCAAUUAGUCUAAAUGUUUUGAUGAUAAAUUUACCACUUAAAUAGAGAGUA
This is a messenger RNA of Solanum stenotomum, 525 nucleotides long. Its product is annotated as monothiol glutaredoxin-S1-like. The transcript is spliced from 2 exons. The record is from RefSeq and is a predicted model, not a curated record. Bases 104 to 442 code for a protein of 112 amino acids. NCBI's taxonomy places the organism in Eukaryota, Viridiplantae, Streptophyta, Magnoliopsida, Solanales, Solanaceae.